Messenger RNA from Rattus norvegicus (Norway rat), 1521 nucleotides. It is a transcript of the gene Epop, whose product is annotated as elongin BC and polycomb repressive complex 2 associated protein. The transcript has a single exon. Gene Ontology annotation, molecular function: protein-containing complex binding; chromatin binding. Gene Ontology annotation, biological process: stem cell differentiation; transcription elongation-coupled chromatin remodeling; regulation of transcription by RNA polymerase II. Lineage: Eukaryota; Metazoa; Chordata; Mammalia; Rodentia; Muridae. The record is from RefSeq and is marked provisional. The coding region runs from base 406 to 1521 and encodes 371 amino acids. Gene Ontology annotation, cellular component: nucleoplasm; ESC/E(Z) complex; elongin complex.
GGCGGAAGGCGCCCUCCCCGCCGCUGGGCCCGGGCACCGGGCGCCGGGCCGGGGUCCUUCCCGCCGGAGGCGAGCGCCGACUGCUUUGUUUGCCCCCGCCUUGGCGUUGAGAGGGGCUCGUGCUGGGCGCUGCGCCGGGAACGCGGCGGCAGGAAGCACGACCGAUUGCACCGGGGACGCGCGGGGACCCAGGAGUCCGGCCGCGGCGAGGGCCGCGUGACGAUACCGAGGAGAGAACCGGAGAGCGACCGCGGGCUCCCGGUGCUGGGUCCGGGACGCCAGUGAGCACAGACCUCCCCGUCGACGGGGGGCGAUGUUCCCCUGGCCCGCGGGCUCUUCGGGCCGCCGGGGUAUCCCGCCGUUGGGACCAGGGCCCCCGCACUGGGCGACCCCCAAGGCUGCUCCAUGGAGACUCUGUGUCCUCCUCCCCGCCUGGCAGUACCCGCCUCCCCGAGGGGGUCUCCCUGCUCGCCUACGCCCCGGAAGCCGCGUCGGGGGACCCCAGAGUUCUCCCCACUAUGCCUGCGUGCCCUCGCCUUCUGCGCCCUUGCCAAACCCCGGCCGUCCUCCCUGGGCCUGGGGCCUGGAGAGCUGGCGCCGCGGACCCCGGUGCUGCUGGGCUCCCGGGCCUCGCCAUGCACAGGCGGCUGGGCCGCGGACGGCCUGAAGCACCUCGGGGCACAGGCCGGGCGGCCGAGCGACGUGAGCUCCGCGACCCGCGAGGAUGCAGACGUCGCGGUGUGCCCCGACCGUGGAGAGGAGGAAGAGGGCGGAGGCGGCUUCCCGCACUUCGGCUCUGGUUCCUGCACACCUCCGGGCCGCUGCCCUGCUGGUCCUCGGGAAUCUCCGACCAGCCCCGCCCGGUCCCCGCCCAGGCCAGCUAGGGGUCUGGAGUCCCAGCUUGAUGCAGCUAGCAGUCCGCCCCUUGGGUCCAGCUCCCGGCCUCCGUCACCACCUGCGGGCCUCUCCCCGGAGCCUGCGCCUACAGAGCAGCCUAUGCGGGACUCCGAGGCUCCAGAGGGUGGAGACCCUGCGCGGGUCGCGCCUGAGGCACCCGCGCUCAGCCCCUCGACGGCAGACGCAACGCCGGACGCGCCCGGCGAUCUCCGCCAGGAACAUUUCAAUCGUCUGAUCCGCCGUUCGAAACUUUGGUGUUACGCGAAAGGGUUCGCCCUGGACACUCCAAGUUUGCGCCGAGGUCCCGAACGGCCGGCAGCCAAAGCUCGGGGAGCAGCCAAGAAACGCCGGCGGCCAGCGCCGCCCCCGCGCAGUGUACAGCCACGGCGACCGGCCCCGACGCUUCCCACCUCGAGCACCUUCCACCUCCUCGACUGCUUUCCCUGUCCCCCAGCCCUGGUGGUGGAAGAGAACGGAGACUUAGGGCCGGCUUCCUCGCUUCGCCUCCAGGGAGACGCAAAGCCGCCGCCUGCCCACCCGCUGUGGAAGUGGCAGAUGGGAGGACCCGCUGUCCCUGAGCCCCCGGGCCUCAAAUCCUGGUGGGUCAACUUGGAAGAACUCUGA